Molecule: messenger RNA, 2580 nt
Organism: Megalops cyprinoides (Indo-Pacific tarpon)
Lineage: Eukaryota; Metazoa; Chordata; Actinopteri; Elopiformes; Megalopidae
Product: kelch-like protein 9
Exons: 8
Coding region: 164-2122 (652 amino acids)
Biological process (GO): regulation of cytokinesis; protein ubiquitination
Cellular component (GO): Cul3-RING ubiquitin ligase complex
Molecular function (GO): ubiquitin-protein transferase activity; cullin family protein binding
Source: RefSeq, a predicted model, not a curated record
UACGCUUGGUUGAGGAAGACAUAUUCGCUGUGCUAUAUAAUUCGAAGGAGAAGGCUUUUGAGAACAGAUGACCAAUAAAUGAAAAACCCCUGUCGAAAUACAGUCAAUCUAAGGAAAACCACUGUGAACCUGCUUCAGCAGCUAUCAUCAAAUACCAGUUAAAAUGGGGAGCAGUGGGGAGGAGGGCAAGCUGCAUUGGAGGCUGUCCCGACUGGGGAGCAGGGGAUCACUGAGGGAGCCCCCAAAACACCCUGUCCAGGCCACUAAACCACCUGCCCCAGCCAACAAACCCCCUGAACUUACCCCAAAACCCCCUGUCCAGACCCCCAAACCUAGCAAUAGGCUUUUCAACAGCACAGAACAUGGAUCUGCCAUACUGCAGGGGUUUGAACGCUUCCGUUCUGAUGAAGCCCUGUGUGACGUUACUCUGGUACCUGGUGACAGUGAUGAAGCCUUCCCUGUACAUAGAGUCAUUAUGGCUUCUUCGAGCGACUACUUCAAAGCCAUGUUCACAGGUGGAAUGAAAGAGCAGGAACUGAAGGUGAUUAAGCUGCAUGGUGUGAGUGAGACAGGCCUGAGAAACAUCAUAGAGUUCAUCUACACCUCCCGUGUCACGAUUAGCCUAGCCUCCUUACAGGACACCCUGGAAGCCGCCAGCUUCCUGCAAGUGUUUCCUGUCCUGGGCUUCUGCAAGGAGCUGCUGAGCAGUGAGGUCACUAUUGACAAUUGCGUGGAGGUGGGGCGCAUUGCCAGUGACCUUCUCCUGGAGGAGGUGCAGACCUACGUCAACGAGUUCGUCUGUCAGAACUUCGCCCAGCUGGUGAAGAGCGAGAAGUACCUGGAGCUGUCUGAGUCCAGCAUGGCGCACGCCCUGGUCAGCAACAGCCUCAAGGGCUUCACCGAGAUGGAGCUGUUCCGGGUGGCUCGGGCCUGGCUGGAGCACGACCCGACCGCCCGCCACCCGCACACCUACGCCCUGAUGAAGUGCAUCCGCUUCCCGCUGAUGAGCCCCGCCGAGCUGCUGCAGAUCUCCCAGGAGGACGACGGCAUGCUGCGGGGCGACACAGCCUGCGUCAACCUCCUGCUGGAGGCCAGCAACUACCAGAUGAUGCCCUUCCUGCAGCCCGCCCUGCAGACGGAGCGCACACAGAUCCGCUCCAGCUCCACCCACCUACUGGCGCUGGGCGGGGUCAUGCGGCAGCAGCUGGUGGUCAGCCGGGAGCUGCGCCUGUACGACGAGGAGGCCUGUGCCUGGAAGGCCCUGCAGCCCAUGGACGUGCCCCGCUACCAGCAUGGCGUGGCCCUGGUGGGCAACUUCCUCUACAUAGUGGGCGGACAGAGCAACUACGACACCAAGGGCAAGACGGCGGUGGACAGCGUGUACCGCUACGACCCGCGCUUCGACAGGUGGCUCCAGGUGGCCUCGCUCAACGAGAAGAGGACGUUCUUCCACCUCAGCGCCCUGAAAGGGAAGCUGUACGCCGUUGGGGGCAGGAACUCCUCAGGGGAGAUUGACACGGUGGAGUGCUACAACUUCAGUAAGAAUGAGUGGACAUUCAUGUCACCAAUGACAGAGCCGCACUACGGGCACGCAGGAACAGUGCAUGGGGACCUGAUGUAUGUGUCAGGGGGGAUAACACGGGACACCUUUCAGAAGGAGCUGUCAUGCUACGACCCUGACACAGACACCUGGAGCCGCAGAGCAGACAUGACCACGCUCCGCGGCCUGCACUGCAUGUGCACGGUCGGGGACCACCUCUACGUCAUGGGCGGUAACCACUUCCGCGGGGCCAACGACUACGACGACGUGCUGAGCUGCGAGUACUACAGCCCCGACACCGACCAGUGGACUGCCGUGGCGCCCAUGCCCCGGGGCCAGAGCGACGUGGGCGUGGCCGUGUUCCAGGGCAAGAUCUACGUGGUGGGCGGCUACUCGUGGAACAGCCGCUGCAUGGUGGACAUUGUGCAGCGCUAUGACCCCGAGCGGGACGAGUGGGAGAAGGUGUUCAACGUGCUGGAGCCGCUGGGUGGGAUCCGCGCCUGCACUAUGACGGUCCAUCCCCCAGAGAGCUCUGUGGAGACGCAGACCCAGGAGUGCCCACUCUCCAGCCCCAAGAGCUGAAGGAGAGAGGAGAGCCAUUCAAAUUCAGGGACCAUUGUUUGAAUCCAUCUAAAUGACACAUUCUCAAACUGAUUCCUUUCCACAAACCCAGCUUGGCUUUUUGUAUGUGCCUUGCAUUCCAGUUUAUUGGGUCUAAACUGCUGUUGGAGUGCUGCUGACCCUGGAACAUGUUCAGAGUGCAACUUCUACAAAACCACCUGCACCCGCCUACCCUCCAUGUGUUUCCAUAAAGAUGUGAGCAUAGCCACUCCCAUCUUCACAUGUGUGUUUGUUUUACAGCAUAGAAUUGAGGAGGACAUUUUUAUGCCUUUCAUAUUCCUCUUAUUGCAAGAGCAUAACAAAAAGAUCACAGCUAUAGUGGAACAGGCAUACAGAGGUAAAUGUUUCCAUAUGUUUUGUUGUUUUCUAGGGUGAAUUUUUGAUGAUAUGUGAAGACUGUACUACCUAGCUAUUUUUGU